Molecule: messenger RNA, 1384 nt
Organism: Nymphaea colorata (pocket water lily)
Lineage: Eukaryota; Viridiplantae; Streptophyta; Magnoliopsida; Nymphaeales; Nymphaeaceae
Product: 2-alkenal reductase (NADP(+)-dependent)-like
Exons: 5
Coding region: 69-1118 (349 amino acids)
Molecular function (GO): 2-alkenal reductase [NAD(P)H] activity
Source: RefSeq, a predicted model, not a curated record
CGCCUUGCGCGUCCCCAUUAAGCCGCGGACACACGCACACACACAGAGAGAGAGAGAGAGAGAGAGAGAUGGGUGGGGAAGACGAGGUAAGGAACAAGCAGGUGGUGCUCAGGCAAUAUGUUACAGGCUUCCCCAAGGAGGAAGACAUGGCCAUCAUCUCCACCACCAUGAAGCUGAAGCUUCCGGAAGGUUCAGCAGGGGUGCUGGUGAAGAACCUCUACCUCUCCUGCGAUCCUUACAUGCGUCAUCCGAUGAGUGCUGGAUCAGGGACGUCAGACUACCUCCCUAAGUAUUAUCCUGGAUCGCCCUUGUUUGGUUACGGCGUAUCAAAAGUGGUGGAUUCAAGAAGCUCUGAUUUCAAGAUAGGGGAUUUAGUAUGGGGAACAACUGGAUGGGAAGAAUACAGCGUGAUAUCAAGCACUGACCGUCUUACUAAAAUCGAGGAUAUCAGCGUUCCACUCUCUUACUACAGUGGCCUCCUGGGCAUGGCUGGAUUCACAGCUUAUGUUGGAUUUCAUGAGAUUUGCUCCCCUAAGAAAGGUGACUGUGUAUACGUAUCAGCAGCAGCUGGAGCAGUUGGGCAGCUCGUUGGUCAGUUUGCCAAGCUGUUAGGUUGCUAUGUAGUUGGUAGUGCAGGAAGCAAGGAGAAGAUUGAUCUUUUGAAGAAUAAGCUUGGCUUUGACGAGGCAUUUAACUACAAGGAGGAACAUGACUUGGAUGCUACUUUGAAGAGGUACUUCCCAGAGGGAAUUGAUAUCUACUUCGAGAACGUGGGUGGACCAAUGCUUGACGCAGUGCUCCUCAACAUGAAGCUCCAUGGCCGCAUCUCUGUGUGUGGGAUGAUCUCCCAGUACAAUCUUGAGAAACCACAAGGAAUACACAACUUGAGGCAGGUCGUGGCAAAGCGCAUAAAUAUACAAGGCUUCCUGCAAUCUGACCACUUUCACUUGUAUCCUCAGUUCCGCCAUUUGACUCUUCGUUACAUCAAAGAAGGUAAGAUAACUUACGUGGAAGACAUAGCUGAAGGCCUCGAAGCUGCCCCUGCUGCACUAGUCGGAAUCUUCAAGGGGAGAAAUAUAGGGAAGCAGUCUGUAUUUAUCGCCCGUGACCAAGUUUAAUGAUAACCAGUGAGUACUUUGUUGAGGCGACGGCUAGUCUGCAGCAAGAGUAACUUUCCUCUUGUGCAGAAGUUUUUUCCCUUUGGUUGUUUUAUUUCCUUUGUUGUUCCCAUCGGUUCUCCUCAAUAUAUGUCUGUAAGGGUGAACCACCAAAAAAACAAGAAAGAAUGAAAAGAAAAAGUCUGGUUUUGUUCGUUCGUGGAUGUAGGCAACAAUAGCCGAACCACGUUAACUCUUGUUUAUGUGUGAUUGCCAUCUUUCUUCAA